GUGUGGAGUGUCCGUGCCCCUACGGGGCGAGCCAGUCAGCCAGCCAUGGCGCUGCUGCUCCACGUGCUGUCCGCCCUCUUCGGCCUGGGGUCCUGGGUGGCCAUUAACGGACUGUGGGUGGAGCUGCCGUUGCUGGUGCCCGAGACCCCCGAAGGCUGGUACCUGCCCUCCUACCUCACCAUCCUCAUCCAGCUGGCCAACGUGGGCCCCCUGCUGGUCACCCUCCUGCACCGCUUCCGGCCGGGCUGGCUGCCCGAGACGCGGGUGGUGUACGCCAUUGUGUGCCUCGGCGUGGUCUCCUGCCUGCUGGUCGCCCUGUUCUGGAAGGAGACGGGCAUGGUGGGCGGGGAGCGGCACAGCACGGCGCUGCUGGCGCUCGCCUUCUUCCUGUCGCUGGUGGACUGCACCUCCUCCGUCACUUUCCUGCCCUUCAUGAGCCGCCUGCAAGCCCGCUACCUGACCAGUUACUACACCGGGGAGGGCCUGAGCGGGUUAGUGCCCGCCCUGGUGGCCCUGGCACAGGGCGUGGGCGUGGUCACGUGCCACCAGGACAAUGUCACCGUCAUCGGCAACACCAAUGCCAUUAACACCGACGUCCACAACAUCACCACCAUCAACAGCGUCAUCAUCAACACCAACACCACCGCCACCAUGGCCAACCUCACCGAUGCCAACCUGACCUUGACAAAGCUGGUCGCCCAUUACCAACCAGCCAAUUUCUCACCCCGGGUCUUCUUCUUCCUGCUGGCGGGGAUGAUGCUGAUGUGUCUGAUGGCCUUCGGGCUCCUCAACCACCUGCCGCUCGCCCGCCGUCAUCACCAACAACACCACCGCACGCCGGGCAAGUACGGCAAACAUUCGCCCGCCUGCCCCGGUGGGGAAGCCGACAGGAGCACCAAGCCAGAGCCAGUGGAGGAGCGAGACCCAGAGAGGGAGAGGGAGCGGGUGCGGCAGCUGGAGAACGAGCGAGACACAGAGACUGAGCAGGAGCCAGAAAGGGAGAGAGACACCGAGAGGGAGCCAGAACCAGAGCCGGAACAGAGACCGAUGAUCAGCCGCAGGCCUUCCUGCUGGUACAAGGCGAGGCCCAGCACCUUCCAAGCCGGACACUACACCUGGCCACAAGCCACCUUUAUCUUCCUGGUCCUGGCCUGGGUGAACGGGCUGACCAACGCAGUGCUGCCCUCGGUCCAGUCCUACUCCUGCCUGCCCUAUGGCAGCCUGGCCUACCACCUGUCAGCCACGCUGGGCGCCAUGGCCAACCCUUUGGCCUGCUUCCUCGCCAUGUUCCUGCCCAGCAGGUCUCUGCGGUUGAUGUUGUUGCUGACGGUGACCGGCACCACAAUUGGUGCCUAUAUCAUGGGUAUGGCCGUGCUGAGCCCCUGCCCCUGGCUGGUUCACACCCACACGGGCACUGCCCUCAUGGUGCUGUCGUGGACCCUGUUCACAGGGAGUCUGUCCUACGUGAAGGUCAUGAUUGGGGUGAUUCUACGAGAAGAAGGCCAUAGUGCCCUUCUACUGUGCGGAGCGGUGGUGCAGCUGGGCUCUAUGCUGGGGGCUCUCACCAUGUUCCCCCUGGUCAGUGUGUAUAGCCUGUUCCGUUCCGGGGACCCCUGUAAUUCCCUGUGCCUUCCAUGAACGUCACACCAUUCCCAGCAACUCCCCCCCACCCCCCC
Messenger RNA from Callorhinchus milii (elephant shark), 1676 nucleotides. Its product is annotated as riboflavin transporter 2. The record is from RefSeq and is a predicted model, not a curated record. The coding region runs from base 46 to 1638 and encodes 530 amino acids. Gene Ontology annotation, cellular component: plasma membrane. The transcript has 3 exons. Lineage: Eukaryota; Metazoa; Chordata; Chondrichthyes; Chimaeriformes; Callorhinchidae. Gene Ontology annotation, biological process: riboflavin transport. Gene Ontology annotation, molecular function: riboflavin transmembrane transporter activity.